This is a messenger RNA of Marasmius oreades (fairy-ring Marasmius), 1788 nucleotides long. RefSeq lists its product as uncharacterized. The coding region runs from base 820 to 1683 and encodes 287 amino acids. The record is from RefSeq and is a predicted model, not a curated record. Lineage: Eukaryota; Fungi; Basidiomycota; Agaricomycetes; Agaricales; Marasmiaceae. The transcript has 3 exons.
CGCAUCUUACUCAUAACCUUCAUUCUUCGCUAUUCUCGAAGCAUUUGUCGACCAUGAUUCAGAAACGGGUUGAGUGUCACCAACCAGCUGGCAACUUUGCAUCGACUCACAGACCUUUGGCAAAUUUCCAACGUGGCACGUUCAACGCCAAUUCAAUGGAGAAGUGGGAUAUCAUUCAAGAGGCCUUGAACACAAAUUCGGAUUCUUGAGAUUCAUCGCGCCGCUCUGGCCUCGGACCCUGGUGGUCUGAAUGCUUCCCAUUUCCGAAUGUACGAUAACCACCAGACCUUUCUAUUCAAGGGUAUCAAUUGGCGGGUUUCGAAGCUGAUCAUAACAGCUCUUUGGUCAUCGAUAACCAUCCAUGAAGUACAAAAAGCCGAAUCUAGCCGAAUACAGCGUCGAGCAUGGCAACGAGAACGAAACUCGGAAACCGCAUGGUCUCAGCGCGUUACUACUUUACUGCAACAACAGUGAUAACGGAAAUUGGUGUGCGGUACUAUUUGAACGGGGUGUCGGAUAAAUAAGCAAACGGUCUGCACUGUCCAUAUCUACAUCAUAGCGGGGACAAACUUUCCGUUAUCAUCGAUAUGCACUCGCCAAAACACUGAAUGAAAAACGAAAUCAGCUCUCACGAAGGGACCGAAUCUCCACUUCUCUGGUCUACUUCAACUAAUCUGGUUCUACAGUGGAUAGGCACCAACAGUUGCACCUCAUGUUCGUCUGUUCGGUGUGACUAUUGGUGGAUCAGACUUACUAUAAAACGCUCAACAUUUUGGACAGACAAGUCCAACGUCCAUCUGUGUAAUCAUAGUAGUCAGUAUGAAAGCACCCCUUUUCGUUAUCCUGGCUGCUCUGUUGCCAUAUGCUUUGGCAGCACCAGCUCAGUCCGAGGAAAUGGUACAGACUCCAGGUGGAUUGCGUCCGAAAUCCAAUGUCAUCCAGAUCCCCGAAGGUGGUGCAAUCAGCCUCACCAGCACCGAAAUCCAUCUACUCGAUGCAUCACAAAGGAUCGUUCACGUUGCUCCGAGAAGUGAGGCAAGAGUUGCGCGUGCCACAAACAGUACGGGGCCACCUCCCGAGCUAUCAGGAUGGAUUUCGUAUGCAUAUUGGCAUCGCCCCAGUACUCCCAUCGAAAACUUCGUCACAACAUGGGUCGUUCCACCUAAUCCUACAACCGAUCACGGUCAGCUGCUUUACCUCUUCAACGGCCUCCAACCUCAAAGUGAGCCGGCUAUUCUACAGCCGGUCCUUCAAUGGGGUCUCUCCCCAGCGGGUGGCGGUUCGUACUGGGCGGUUGCAAGUUGGUACGUUACUGAUACCACUGCGUUUUGGAGCACGCCGCAACAGGUUGCCGUUGGUCAAUCCUUGCAAGGCAUCAUUCAGCGUACUGGUCAAAACGCUGACGGAACGUUCAACUAUGUCACCGAAUUCGCAAAUAUUCCAGGCGUCACUAACCUCACCAACUCGGCUGAGCUCGUUUGGGCGUUUGAGACUUUGGAGACUUACUCUGUCACCACGGCUUCGGAUUAUCCUACUGGUUGUACUGUCUUUACGGACAUUGAUAUAACGACGAGUAGCGGUGCUGAAGCUGUGUCGUGGAGUACCACCGACGACGAUGCUGACGGUAUUCACGCCACGAGUGGAAGUAAUGGAGAUGUCUCCAUCUGCUACCCAUUACCAUGAGGUUUUUAGAUGAGCGACAGGGAUUUUCAUGGACUAGAUAGCGUGUAGCGUGGAUGAUUCUUGUUUCUAUCACCGAUUGAAUUUUAUUUCGCGAGCCCCAGUGUA